Molecule: messenger RNA, 357 nt
Organism: Pyricularia pennisetigena
Lineage: Eukaryota; Fungi; Ascomycota; Sordariomycetes; Magnaporthales; Pyriculariaceae
Exons: 2
Coding region: 1-357 (118 amino acids)
Source: RefSeq, a predicted model, not a curated record
AUGACGCCAGCGUCGGCGUCACUCGAGAAGUUUCCACUCCACGUCACAAAGGUGCUACCCUCGUGCUUGCCAGAGGUGAUGGGGUACAGACGGAUCGUGCUGAGGACUGAGGUGUACGUGAGCUCCGGGGAGGCGGUGAUGACCGAAGUGCUCCUCCUGCUUCACGUCGAGUACUGUGCCGUCCUUGAAGGUCCACUUGACGAGGUCCGUGUCUGGCGAGGCGCCCUUGAUCCACUCGGACUUGUCGAGCUUGCUCCAAAACUUGCUAAAGUCCUGGAGCUUGAUCAGGUGCCAGACCUGGGAGAGAGGCGCGUCAAUGACGGCCGAUUCGAGGACGCUGGCGGCGGUGGGGAUUGA